UGGAAGAGUGAGGGUUGCUGUUAGGCUUCGACCGAGAAAUCUCGAGGACCGCAGUUCGGAUUCUGAUUACGCAGACAGUGUUGAGUUGCAGCCAGAGCUGAAGCGGCUAAAGUUGAGAAAGAACAAUUGGAGUUCUGAGUCUUAUAGAUUUGAUGAAGUUUUUACUGAAACAGCCUCCCAAAAUCGUGUUUAUCAAGUAGUGGCAAAACCUGUAGUUGAGAGUGUAUUGAAUGGAUAUAAUGGGACAGUUAUGGCCUAUGGCCAAACCGGUACCGGGAAAACUUACACAGUUGGCAGUCUGGGUAAAGAUGACCCAUCUGAGCGUGGUAUUAUGGUUAGAGCUUUGGAGGACAUAAUUUCGAAUACAGCUCCAGCUAAUGAUAUCGUGGAAGUUUCCUACUUGCAGUUGUACAUGGAAUCUAUUCAAGAUUUGCUUGCACCAGAAAAGACUAAUAUUCCUAUUAGUGAGGAUCCCAAGACCGGUGAAGUGUCACUUCCUGGUGCUUCAGUUGUAAGAGUUAAAGAUCUUGAUCACUUUUUACAACUUCUGCAAAUUGGGGAGGCAAACCGUCAUGCAGCUAACACGAAGCUGAAUAUGGAAUCUUCACGUAGCCAUGCGAUUCUCAUGGUUUUUAUUCGCAGAGCUGUGCAAGAGAAUGCUGUAGAUGAGAUGAUUUCUCAAGAAAAAGCCUCUAGGGCUGAUUUACCUGGUAGAAAUAGUGUACCUAUAGUUCGAAGAAGCAAGUUGCUGAUUGUUGAUCUUGCUGGAUCUGAAAGAAUAGAUAAAUCUGGUUUGUCGUCCGAUACUGUACACCUGAAGUAGUACUUUAAGCUCUCAUUUCCCACCCCCCUUGUUUUUCCUUUAUUAAAAGAUAUUGGCAUUUUUUAAAUUA
Molecule: messenger RNA, 893 nt
Organism: Prunus avium (sweet cherry)
Lineage: Eukaryota; Viridiplantae; Streptophyta; Magnoliopsida; Rosales; Rosaceae
Source: RefSeq, a predicted model, not a curated record